AUGGUUGUCAACUCAGUGGUUUCUUUCGAUUACGAUAUUUUGCACUAUAGUCGCAUUGACGCAUCAAAUUUAGCACCUUUGGUUAAGGAGUUGACUAAUGUUAAGUUACCGGGAAAUUACGAGAUUGAGUGGCUUUUGAAGGCAAUCAGUUUGAUCGACCUAACUACACUGGCUGGGGAUGAUACAUUGACUAACGUGCACCGUUUAUGUGUCAAAGCAAAACACCCUUUGAGUCGAUGUAUAAAAUCAAAAUUAGAAACCGACUUUAACUGGGAUCUUGAAAAUCUAUAUACAGCUGCUGUCUGUGUCUAUCCGUAUCAAGUGCACACUUGCUCUGAGUUGUUCAAGAAAUUAAAUACCGAUCAAAUUUCCAUUGCAGCUGUCGCCACCGGGUUUCCUUCUGGUCAAUAUCCGUUGGAAACGCGAUUGAAGGAAAUAGCGUUUGCCAUAGAGAAUGGUGCAACGGAGAUCGAUAUAGUUAUCAAUCGGACCCUUGCUUUGCAACAGAAAUGGAAAGAGGUUUACGAGGAAGUUUGUGCAAUGCGAGAAGCAUGCGGUAACCGGGCCCAUCUAAAAACCAUUUUGGCGGUCGGCGAACUGGGGAGUUACGCAAAUGUGUAUGCGGCGUCCAUGACGUGUAUGCUUGCUGGUGCCGAUUUUAUCAAAACAUCCACGGGCAAAGAGGCGGUAAACGCCACACUCCCGGUGUCUUUGGUCAUGGCUAGAGCUAUACAGGACUACGAGGACUUGUACGGUGUCAAAGUGGGUUUCAAGCCGGCCGGUGGCUUAAGAACCGCAUCAGAUGCCUUGCAGUAUCUGUCUCUAAUUCACAACUAUCUUGGCCCGGAAUGGGUUCAGCCGGAUCUGCUGAGAUUCGGGGCCAGCUCAUUAUUGGGAAAUAUCGAGAGCAGAUUGUACAGCCUAACACACCACGGGCAGUCACCGGUCGCC
This is a messenger RNA of Echinostoma caproni, 951 nucleotides long. The record is from the annotation of a GenBank genome assembly. NCBI's taxonomy places the organism in Eukaryota, Metazoa, Platyhelminthes, Trematoda, Plagiorchiida, Echinostomatidae.